This is a messenger RNA of Seriola aureovittata, 1999 nucleotides long. Its product is annotated as PRA1 family protein 3-like. The transcript is spliced from 3 exons. The coding region runs from base 91 to 666 and encodes 191 amino acids. Gene Ontology annotation, biological process: negative regulation of transport. Gene Ontology annotation, cellular component: membrane. The record is from RefSeq and is a predicted model, not a curated record. NCBI's taxonomy places the organism in Eukaryota, Metazoa, Chordata, Actinopteri, Carangiformes, Carangidae.
UCAGACGGUGAUCAGCUGACCUGUCAAAAUAUUACGCAGCCCGUGUGGGUAUGUUUGUGUUUGUGUGUCUUUUAACUACACGUUGAAGACAUGGCAGCCAAGAUGGAGCUUGCACCUCUCAGACCGUGGGAUGAUUUCUUCCCCGGAGCCGACCGUUUUGCCAAACCAGAGUUCGGAGAUUUAGCAAAGUGGAACAACAGAGUGAUCAGUAAUUUACUGUACUACCAGACCAAUUAUUUUGCCGUGGCCGUUGUGGUUUUUAUCAUUGUGGGGUUCCUGAACCCAUUUGGCAUGUUCCUGGGAGGAACUGUGGUGACUCUGGUCUUUGCGGGUUCAGUGUGGGCAGGAGAGAACAAGGCCCCCAUCAAGAACUUCAAAAGGAAGAACCCCACCCUGUUUGUCAUUGGGGUUAUGGUCACCAGCUACUUUCUGCUGUCACUGUGUGGUGGCGUCAUGGUAUUCAUCUUUGGUAUCACCUUCCCUUUGCUGUUAAUCCUGAUCCAUGCCUCCCUGAGACUGCGCAACAUGAAGAACAGACUGGAGAACAAGAUUGAAGGUGUUGGGCUGAAGAAGACACCCAUGGGAGUCAUCAUGGACCUCCUGGAUCAACAGGAAGAGAAAAUUAACAAGAUUCAGGAUUUUAUUGAAAGCAAACUGAAGGAGUAAGGGAGUGCCAAGGGAAGUAAGUGUCACACAGUAUGGAUUGAAAUUUUCAUAGCAUCGUCCCAUGUGUCAAGUUUUUAUCCCCCCUAUAUAUGUAAAGUUACUGAAGUUCGCAUUCCCAUACUUUUUAUCUAUUUACAUUAUUCUCUUAUACAUUUGUAUUAGUUUAGAAUGUCUAAAGCGUACAGAUGGUUACUUACAAGAUUAUAACAAGAUUUGCACAAUCACCGUGUGGUCUGGAUGUUAAGAGGCAAUGGGCACUUAAGAUUACCAAAGGUUUGAUCAUUCCUGUUUCAAUAAAUGUUCCACAAGCAAAUCAUUUCCCUUGUUGACAACGCACUUUGUUCUAAAAGAUGACUGAGUAUUUAUUUCAGCAAAAUAAAGCUGAAUGUUUCAACACAAUGCAGUUAUUAGAUACUAAUUCUAUUUAUUCUAAAAAAAAAAAUUAAAAAAAAAAAAACGAAACCAGAUCAUUUCAGUUUGCUACCUCAAAACAAACAUGUUAGAUUUUCUUCUGGCCAAGUAGACCCAACACCCAGUGAACAGUUAACCGCUUAGUAAACAGCAAUAACUCUCAUCUGGUUAUUUCAGGAGCUGUAUGAAGACCGAUCUGACACCAGUUAGCUUGUAAUGUAAAACAUGGUUAUAUGACCUGACUUAUAAUCUUGGAGUUGAGAUAUUUCUGUUGUCAAAAGAUUAUGUGCAUACAGCUCCGGACCAUACAAGCUGUCCUGAGUGUAUCCCCUCCGACCACAGCUAUGCAAUGUUGGUAAAAAAAAAAAAGAAGAAUGGCAAGUGCAGCUUUAUUGUUGAAUAUUAUGUCAUAUUAUUUACAUGUUUGUUGUUAUUUUUGAUGUGUCUUUAUUUUCAUAAUAUAGCAUGCAGAAAUGUAUAAAAUGGUUGCAGGAUACAGAGUACAUAAUUAUGGCAAUGAGGCAAAAAUACUGAUUAAAUUGACAUUUUAACUUUAAUUUACCACUGUUCCCUCAUCAUUGGUAAAUACUGGACUAGAGACACCCUGUGCUGUUUUCCCAUCAAAUCCCCUUUCCUUGUAAAAAAAAAGCUCAAUUAAAUCUAUCAUCUGUAUUGUUAAGUGUUUAUUUGAUACUGCUACUCCUAAUAUUUAAGCAGUUGUUUCCUGUUGCUUUUCUCACCUUGACUGCAGUUUGUGCAUGCUAACUUCACAAAUGGCAGUUUAAAGAGAUCGUUUAUGUUACAUGAAUGCUAUAUUAUAGAUUAUCAAAGUUUUUAUUUGACUUUUUCAUUCUUGAAACUGAACUGGGCAUAAAACAUGGCGGUCCUCUAUAAAAAAAAUAAAUAAAGAAAACCUGAUUUA